Symbiodinium natans is the source of this 432-nucleotide messenger RNA. The record is from the annotation of a GenBank genome assembly. Lineage: Eukaryota; Dinophyceae; Suessiales; Symbiodiniaceae.
AUGCCGGCACGGGCGCCGCUUCUCACCGCAUCUCUCCGCCCGCUCGCGAGAUUCGCCUGCAGCACGGAACUAGCGUGGCCGGCGACGCGCGGAGGCUGUGAUGAAGCGGCCUUGCCAACGCUGCCUUGUGAAGGCGAAGCCGGCGAGUCUUCGACUUCUUCUGAGCUCUGCUGCUUCCAGGCCUUGAGAGCCAUGAGGCUUCCCCACCUUCCGCGUCAGCACCUCGGUGUGAUGGAGUUCGGUAUCAGCUUGGCUCGGUCCACUGAGCUCGCCGUGCACGGGUCACAGGGCAAGUGGACCAGGAAAUCCGCAACGCUACGAAGAAUCGAUGCGUCCAUCUGCACCUGGGGCGAGGCUUCCGCCAGGCAGAUCAGGCAUUGCAUUUGGGGGGCCUUUGUUGUCUUCUGGCAGUCAUCCACAAGCCCGGAGUAG